Molecule: messenger RNA, 1887 nt
Organism: Fragaria vesca subsp. vesca
Lineage: Eukaryota; Viridiplantae; Streptophyta; Magnoliopsida; Rosales; Rosaceae
Product: MATE efflux family protein 3, chloroplastic-like
Exons: 14
Coding region: 64-1866 (600 amino acids)
Biological process (GO): transmembrane transport
Cellular component (GO): membrane; chloroplast
Molecular function (GO): antiporter activity; xenobiotic transmembrane transporter activity
Source: RefSeq, a predicted model, not a curated record
CACACACACACACACACACUCACUCUCUCUCUCUCUCUCUCUCUCUCUCUGCAAAAAGAAUUGAUGAAAAUGCUGGCUACCCAAUUUAGAGGUGGUGCACCUUCUACUGGAUUUAGGACUAGAACCAGUGAUUUCAAUUCCGUUACUGAGAGAGACAGGGUGUCCAGUUCAUUGUGCCAAACCGAAGCUCGUAAGUUUGUGGCACUAAGUAAUGAAAAGGAUUUGAGCAAUGCAAAUGCUGUGGGGGGCUGCAAUCUUUCGUCUACCCAUAGAUCACUGUACUCGCGGCUAGUUACUCAUCGCAGAAGGACCCGUUUUCCGGUGGUGGCUAGUGAAUUGAGUUCAGAUUAUGGUGUCAGCUGCUCUGAGGUUGAGGAAAAGGUGAUUCUUGAGGAAGUGAUUGCUCCCCUAACUGUUGCUUGUGAUGAACCUGAGUUGAGUGACAUUCCUGUCCCAGAAGCAUAUUCUCCAAAUGUGAAACGUGAGCUGCUGAUGCUUUCCUUACCUGCAAUUGUGGGUCAGGCAAUUGAUCCCAUAGCAAUGCUGAUGGAAACUGCUUAUAUUGGUAGAUUGGGCUCUGUGGAGUUGGCUUCAGCUGGUGUUUCAAUGAACAUCUUUAAUUAUAUUUCAAAGCUUUUUAAUAUUCCUCUCCUCAGUGUUGCUACAUCUUUUGUGGCUGAAGACAUUGCAAAGUCUGCAAGCAAAGCUUCCAGUAUAGAAAAUGGUUACGAAGGAAAUACUAAUGGAAAAUCUGUACCUACCGAGAGAAAGCAAUUAUCUUCAGUGUCAACUGCCUUGCUUUUAGCACUUGGCAUUGGCUUGUUUGAGGCUGUAGCCUUGUCUUUGGGAUCUGGAUUGUUUCUGAAUAUGAUGGGGAUAUCAUCGAACUCUCCUAUGCACAUUCCGGCAAAGAGGUUUCUCAUAAUAAGAGCGUUUGGUGCUCCUGCAGUUGUAGCAUCUUUGGCUCUUCAAGGAGUUUUCCGUGGUUUUAAGGAUACAAAAACUCCAGUAUUAUGUCUAGGUAUCGGUAAUCUUUUUGCCGCGUUCUUGUUACCAACCCUUAUAUAUUACUUUCGUUUGGGUGUAACUGGUGCAGCCAUGUCUACUGUUAUAUCUCAAUACACUGUUACAUUUUUAAUGAUCUGGUUUUUAAAUAAGAAAGCAGUUCUACUGCCUCCAAAGAUGGGAUCAUUGCAAUUUGGUGGAUACAUAAAAUCUGGUGGUUUUCUUUUGGGAAGAACUCUUGCUGUUCUCACGACCAUGACAUUGGGAACAUCGAUGGCUGCUCGUCAAGGUCCAGUGGCCAUGGCUGCUCAUCAGAUAUGUAUACAAGUAUGGUUGGCUGUAUCCCUUCUAACUGAUGCGCUCGCUACAUCUGGUCAGGCCCUGAUUGCAAGUUAUUCAUCCAAAGGUGAAUACAAAGUUGUUAAAGAGGUUACUGACUUCAUGCUGAAGAUAGGAUUGUUCAUAGGUGUUUCAUUGGCUGUAAUUUUGGGAACAUCUUUUGGUUCUAUAUCAACCUUGUUCACCAAAGAUGCUGCAGUAUUAGAGAUUCUUAGAUCUGGGGUAUUGUUUGUCAGUGCUAGUCAACCUUUGACUUCUCUAGCUUAUGUUUUCGAUGGUCUCCAUUAUGGUGUUUCAGAUUUUGCAUAUGCAGCUCGUGCCAUGAUGGUCGUGGGUGCAAUAUCAUCCGGAUUUCUGCUAUAUGCUCCUUCUGUUAUGGGUCUUUCUGGGGUUUGGUUGGGUUUGACUCUCUUCAUGGGCUUGCGUGCUGCGGCUGGAUUUGUCAGAUUACUUUCAAAAUCAGGUCCAUGGUGGUUCCUGCACAGGGACACCGAGACAUCUCAGGUUAGUGGACAUUCAUAAUAUUUGUGUGUUUUAGGCGAG